Messenger RNA from Maniola jurtina (meadow brown), 9617 nucleotides. RefSeq names its product sortilin-related receptor-like (gene RpS19a). Gene Ontology annotation, molecular function: protein binding; structural constituent of ribosome. Gene Ontology annotation, cellular component: Golgi apparatus; membrane; ribosome. NCBI's taxonomy places the organism in Eukaryota, Metazoa, Arthropoda, Insecta, Lepidoptera, Nymphalidae. The record is from RefSeq and is a predicted model, not a curated record. Gene Ontology annotation, biological process: translation; post-Golgi vesicle-mediated transport.
UUUAAAAAAAAAACCUUCUAAGUUUCUUUUUCCGGCUGCCAAUUUACAGGCAAGGUGGGUGUCGUGUUAUAACCGCAUGGUUUUUAUUAAAAUAAUUGGUGGAAAUAACACAUUGAAAGUGUAAACUGUAAAACACCGCUGUUUAAGAUGCGUUCCGUCACAUUAAAGGAUGUUGAACAAGACAAGGUCGUCAAGACUGUUGCUGCUCAUUUGAAAAAGAUUGGCAAGGUCAAGGUGCCAGAACACAUGGACCUAGUAAAGACUGGCCGUUUCAAGGAACUGGCUCCAUAUGACCCUGAUUGGUUCUAUGUACGCUGCGCCGCUGUCCUCCGUCACAUCUACAUUCGCUCACCAGUUGGUGUCAAGACAGUCACUAAAAUAUUUGGUGGCCGUAAGCGCAAUGGUGUCACACCCUCACAUUUCUGCAGGUCAUCAGGUAGCAUUGCCCGUAAAGCACUUCAGGCGCUUGAAGCAUUGAAGCUGGUAGAGAAAAUCCCCGACGGUGGACGCAUGCUCACUGUACAAGGCAGACGUGACCUCGACAGAAUCGCCGCGCAAGUCCGCCAAAAGGCGAAACUGGCUGCCAAGCAAAGUGUUAUUGUUCUUUUUAUUCGAAUUUCAGUCGAAGUUGUGAAUUGGAUUUGCAGUGAUGACAAAAUGAAAGCGAUAUUAGGAUUUAAAAUUAGUAUUAUUGCAGCAGUGAGUUUAAUAUCGUGCGUAUACAGUGAUCAACGGUAUGGUUCGCCGGGAGGUACACUUUACGUGGCAGAUGUAGAUCAUUCCCAAAAAAUAACUGUAAUAAAUAGAUACACUGAUGAAAAAGAUGUAUCUUUGGGAAGAACAAAACGCGAUGCCACGAUACCGCCUCCACCGCUGGAGAAAACUGUCGACCGAAGUAUUAGUACAUGGACUACCCACCUGAAUGACAGCCAUCAGCAAUUAAUGGUCCAUUGGGUCGGCGAAGGUUCAAACGUAAUUAUUUGCCUGGCGAGAGACUCCAACACGAGAAGCAAAGGGACCAUCUCCUCAUCAGCCCUUUACAUCUCCUAUGAUUAUGGAAAGAAUUUCACAAACAAGACUGAGAACUUUCGAUUAGGCGAUGAUGCUAACAGUGGAUAUGCUCAGUUAGACAAGUUCUUCAAUCACCCCAAAUAUCCUGAGUUUUGCGUGUUUGUGGACUCGACGAACAAGAAGCUGUAUUACACGCAAGACAAUGGGUUGACCAUACACCGAUCGGACUUGAGCUUCCAUCCUAGCGAGCUCGCCUUUGACGAAGAAGUACCUAACAGAUACGUUAUAUUGGACAAAGUGGAUUCCACGAGGAAUCUUUACAUGACCUUGGACGGCGGGAAGACCUUCAAGCUGAUACAAAGCUACGUAAAAACUUUCCUAUGGUCUUCUGCUCCGGGCUACCCCAAGAUGUUCUACGUGGAGAGAUGGAAACCUGGCGGGAACAGUACUGUGCUCAGUGUUAACGACCCGGCCAAUAUCAUGGUGAAUGCCAACGAACUGUUUGCGGACGCUAAGGAUUUCCAGAUCAAAGGAGAUUUUAUGUUUGCCACCAAGCAGUCGAAAGAGAAAAACUCUCUGGACCUCUACAUAUCGCACCAACGCGGCCCGUUCUUCAAAGCCGAAUUCCAGACAGAAUUGGACCUGAACAAAUUCCACAUCGCAGACGUUACUGAUAAACGUAUAUUCGUCUCUGUCAUGCACACGGAAAAUUUGGCCAACUUGUAUGUGUCGGAAAUAAGCAGAAACUUCACGCAGUACAACUUUGUCUUGAGUUUGGAACAGGUGCUGUGUUAUUUCCCUGAAGGGAACUGGAAGGAUAGUUGGUUGGAAGACGUAACAGAAGACCCAUUCACGGAUCUGUACCGCGUUGAAGGACUAAAAGGAAUCUACAUAGCGUCUAAAGUCAACCACAAGUCACAAGUCUCUAAUAUCGAGCCGGAACAUUUGGUAUCGGUCAUUACUUUUGACCACGGCGUCACUUGGUCUCCGAUCAACCCUCCAGCAGAGGAUGAAAAUGGAAGACCGCUUAACUGCCACAUAGAUAAUUCUUGUAGUCUGCACUUGUGCCAGAAAUUCAGUCAGCUGUAUCCAGCUACAAGUCAACCUGGGAAUGUCACAGACAGUGUGUCGAGAUCAGCUAGUAUAAUGAGCUCUAAGUCAGCUCCAGGCAUUAUAAUGGCAACUGGAGUGUUGGGUAAAUCACUGAAGGGGAUCCCUGGGGUUUAUAUAAGUAGAGACGCUGGUUUAACUUGGAGGAGAAUACUCAAGGAUUACUAUUUCUUUAACUACGGCGACCACGGCGGUGUUUUAGUGGCUGUAAAAUAUUUCAAAUCUAGGGGAGAAACAAGAAGGAUUUUGUAUUCUACAAACGAAGGCAUCGAAUGGAACUCUUAUCAGUUCAACGCGGAUGACCUACGCAUAUAUGGACUCAUGACUGAGCCUGGGGAAAACACAACGACGUUCACUAUGUUUGGUUCCGCUAAUGAGCAACAUCAGUGGAUAAUUAUUACAAUCGAUUUGUUAAACACUUUCCCCCGCAAUUGUACGGCGGACGAUUACAAGUUUUGGUCUCCUACGCCGCCCAAUUCGCCAGUAUCCUGUGUCCUCGGUACUCGUGACACGUUCCAAAGGCGACUGGCUCAUACGAACUGUUACAAUGGCAUUGCCUACGAAAGACCGGUCAAAAAAGAGUUAUGUGAAUGCAGCAGGCGCGAUUACGAAUGCGACUUUGGCUUUGUACUGUCCCAUAAAGUUUGUAUUCGCAAUCAAAGCUUGAGUUACGACCCUUACGCUACACCCUCGGAUUGUCGUCCUGGACAUUUCUACCAAAGAACUAAAGGGUACCGAAAGAUUGACGGAGAUGUUUGCACCACUUCAUACUACAUGCCUUACGAACCAGAUUUUGUACCGUGUCCUUUAGAAGAACCGACCGAAUUUAUUUUGGUCGCUUUGAGAGACAGAAUAGCACGGAUCGAUUUAUCGGAUAACUCGACCUUGAUACCAGUUAGGGGCCAACAAAAUAUAGUAGCAAUAGAAUUCGAUAUGAAGAAUAAUUGCAUUUACUGGGCUGACAUCGAAGUCGAUAAGAUUAUUCGUCAGUGUUUCGACAACGGGGAUGCCCAAGAGACUGUUGUCGAUACAGAGUUAGCUAGUAUAGAAGGUAUGGCCCUGGAUUGGAUUUCGAAUGUGCUGUUCUUUGUUGACGGUCUUAGAAAGAAAAUAGAAGCCGUAAGGACGGAUCUCUCUUCUCAGGGCAGAAUGAGAGCUACGAUUUUGGACUCCAAAGUUCUCUCGAAGCCACGAGGUAUCGCGGUACACCCUAGAGCAGGAUACUUAUUUUGGACGGACUGGGAUCGAAACCAUCCAUCAGUUUCGAGAUCUAACCUAGAUGGAAAAGAAGUCAAAAAGCUAUUCACCAAUCCAAUCGUCAAAUGGCCUAACGGUAUAACUAUUGAUCAAAUGGCAGAUAGGAUAUACUGGGUAGAUGCAAUGGAAGACUACAUAGCUAGCGCGGAUUUGAACGGUCAAUACUUCCGAAGGAUUCUGUGGAACGACGACAAAGUGACUCAUCCGUUUGCCGUGGCGGUUUUAAAGAAUAAAAUGUACUGGGACGAUUGGAAGGCGAAGUCCAUAUUUACGGCCGAUAAGGACACCGGGGCUAAUAUCGUUACGAUCAACGACUCCCUGUCUGGUUUGAUGGACUUGAAAGUGUUCGCUUAUUUCAUGCAACACGGAAGCAACGCUUGUUCGUAUAAGAACACAAGCUGUGAUACUCUGUGUCUCGGCGGUCCGGGUAACACGUUCAGCUGCCUGUGCCCGGAUGGGUUUAAGAGCGUUAAUGGCAAGUGCAUGUGCCCGAGUGGUUUAGAGCCCGCCCCGAACAUGACGUGUUCUAAGCAAGAUGGAUCCUGCAGUGCGCACGAGUUCACAUGUAAGAAUGGAGUGUGUAUAACGAAUACUUGGCGUUGCGACGGCAACGACGACUGUGGAGAUAACUCGGACGAAGCGAGUUGCACGUGCGAGCCGUACAUGAUAGCGUGCGACGACUCGCGCUGCUACCUGCCGCAUUGGCGAUGCGACGGCGAUAUGGACUGUUUGGACAUGAGCGACGAGAAAGAUUGUGCUAAACAAAAUUGUACGGAAAAUCAAUUUACUUGUGCCAACGGGAAUUGCAUAGAAAAGAGAUGGGUGUGCGACGGAGAUAACGAUUGUAAGGAUGGAUCGGACGAACGUAAUUGCACGCAAUCUCUACCAAAGCGACCGGACACACUAAGCUGCGUAGCAGACCAUGCAUUCCUUUGCGGCAACGAUAGCAAUACCCUCUGUAUACCCAAUUCAUGGGUGUGUGACGGAGAGAGAGACUGUCCCGGCGGUGAGGACGAGAGAGAGGACAGAUGUAAGAAUUCCACGUGCGCACCUUAUAUGUACCGAUGCCCGAGCGGAAAAUGCAUUUACAUGUCCUGGGUGUGUGACGGUGAAAACGACUGCGGUGACGCAGAGGGAUCCGACGAAAAGAAUUGCGCGCCCAGAACUCACACUAAACUUCUUCCGCGUCCUGAAAAACCAGACUUUCCUAACAACGGCACAUGCGCCGAUUGGAUGUUCAAAUGUGACAAUGGCAACUGCCUGCCUUACUGGUGGCGUUGCGAUGGCAUAGACGACUGUGGGGACAACUCGGACGAACUUGCGUGCGGCUUGGUUGUUCCAGACAAGACCGCUGUCAGCCCUGAGCACGAUGCAACUAGACAGAAGUGCAGCAAAAACCAGUUUACAUGCUCCCCUGGCGUAUGCAUCCCCCUAUCCUGGGUGUGCGACUCGACCAAUGAUUGCGCGGAUGGCGCAGACGAGCGCGGCUGUGCGCGCAGCCCCGCCGGCGUGCCGCGCUGUGACCCUGACAGCACGCCGUGCGCGGACGGGCUCGCGUGCAUCCGCGACAACCAGCUGUGCGACGGCGUGCUGGACUGCGCCGACCACAGCGACGAGCAGCAUUGCGCUAACAAACACAAAACGGCUGUGGAAUGUCCGUCGCGCUACUUCCAAUGCGACGACGGGACGCGUUGCCUGUGGCAGGUGAUGGUGUGUAACGGACACCAGGAUUGCUACGAUGGAACGGAUGAGGCUAACUGUUCCUCCGAUGCGAGCGAAAAUCACCUUUAUCAGUUCCUAAGCAUCGGCGUGGACCAAUCAUCCAUCAACUCGACAAGCUUCCUUAUAUCAUGUUGGAUGGCGCAGCAGAAGAUGGUCUUAUACACCUUCCUGUUCUCAAUAGCUAAGGUCAGCGACGGGGUGUGGCAGAAUAAGACUUGGACCACUGACAGCGUGUAUAGAUUCACGGAUUUGGAGCCAUUCACCAAUUACAACGUUACUGUUUACAUUCAAGACAGCAAAUCCAAUAAGACUUAUGCAUCGAUGAAAUACGUUAAUACUACUACUGGCGAAGGAGUACCUUCACCACCGCGGCGUCUGACCGUCCGCCAAAUGGUCGGUAGUCGAGUGAACCUAGUGUGGGACCCGCCGAGCGAGCCGCGGGGCAUCAUACAGCAUUACACCGUACAUUACGUGCCUCCACUACCGCCUAUGGAGAAGAUUGUACCGGCCGCGACCAACAACGCCUCUGUGUCCUUCAUCAUCUUUGGCUACUUCAAGCCUAACAAGAAUUAUUCCUUCUGGGUAACGGCCACCAACAACGCGUUCACGUCAGACUCGUCAACCGUAAUGAACUUGACGUUCGACGAAGGCGGCGAUAUUGACGACAUUGUCAAUGCGAGCAUGUCCCGUCUCUCUCCUACCUCGGUGUCACUCAAAUGGAACAAGCUGAGAGGGGUAGAGGGUUACCUGGUGGAGACGAGGCUGCCGCGCCAGUACCCGCAGCCGCCCGUCAUCGACACUAAGGACAACAUGGCUGUCGUGCAAAACCUGCCCAAAAAUGUGCAACUAUACAUUGAUAUCAAGGCCUACAAGAACGGGAUAGUCGGACAACCAUUCACGAUACCCGUCGUAACCGAAGGCCAGCCAGACGAACCACUUAACUUAAACGCCGAACCCGUAAAGGACAGCCGAUCUUCGGUGAAGCUGUCCUGGACCGCGCCCGCUGUCGACCAGAACAAGGACAAAGAUCUGGAAUACCAAGUGCAUUAUUUACUGUUGAAGGAUUUGAGACUGAACUCCGGACAUUUGAGUAACGACACGACAGUAGUGACGAAGGACACCAGCAUAGUGAUCGAGAAUCUACAACUGUGUGAGACCUACGUGUUCUCCGUGGGCGUGGAAGGAGGACCGCUGUCCGUUUUGAAGGAGUUCAUCACUAAGGAGGAUCCCAAGGCUCCUGUUAGGAACUUGCAUUUCGUUUUCGACCAAAAGAAGUCCGAACUUCAGAUCUUGUGGAAGGCCAACUGUGACGUCAUUACUGAACCAAUUGCAUACAGAUUGGAUAUAACGGAGUUGACGCACAACAAAAUCAGCCGUUACCAGCUGAACGCGACGGACAAGGUGUCGCUUUCCCACGUCAUCGAGAAUGUGCCUCUGGGCGGCCGGUACAACGUCUGCAUGCACACAUCAGAGACAGGUUCGACAGAAAAGUGUGCCUUCGUCCGCAGCGGAGAGAUCGAGUCGCCACACGCGGUAGUUGCGUGGUUAGCUCCCAACGGACAUCUGAUGGUUAGCUGGCAGCAUCCCGAAGACAAUCACACUGAGCCCAAACACAAAUACCAAAUAAUAGUAUCAGACAAGGAGAUACCCGACGACCUCCUCCACCCGACGGAGGACAUGAAGACGGCAGAGGCGGAGUUCUCGCCGCUCCUGAUGACCGCUAACAGUGUCCCGAACGGACAGUUGUUCGUGAGCGUUCGGGCGAUUUCCAAGGACGGGUACUACAGCGAUUUGAGUGAAGUUCGCACUUUGACUAUGGAAGGUGCGGAAGCAUUCGAGUCUGACAACACAGCUUCCGCGAUGGGCGCAGUGUGGUGGGGCGCCGGAGCCGCGUGUGUGGUGGCCAUCGCGCUGGGAGCCGCUCUGCUGCACAUGGCGCUGCGGCACCGCCGCCUCGCGCGCUCGCUGCUGCGCCUCGCCGCCACGCCGCGCUACGACAGCCGGCGCGGGCAGGCCACCAUCGACCACGAUGACGACGACGUGCCUCCGAUCACAGGAUUUUCCGAUGACGAGCCUCUGGUGAUAGCGUGAGCCGCGGUGUGAUACCGCGCUCUUGCCGCCAUCUGACUCCGUAGCUGGGAUGUUCGACAAUAACAUUUUAUACAGUGUGCCAGGUCCCCAGGCACAUCGCCAAUCGAACUAGCGAUAAUUUAGUGGCGGCUUCUAUAACUACCCUUCUGAACUACUCCCUAAAAGACCUCACACAUAAAUUAUUAUCGAAAAGGCUUUGGAAUAAAAAAAAAAUGGGAAAAAAGAAUUUUUUUAGAGUGGUGAUGAGUUGUAGGAGACUUCCCUGAAUUAUCGCUAGUUUGAUUCUGGACAACCUGUAUUAAAAAAAAAAGAUUGGGCCGCUUAAUUGAUGGGGGUUUAUUUUAAUUUAUUAUAUUUAUGUCAUUUCUGUUUUUCACUAAAUUUCAACGGAAGGACUAUAGUUUGGUUUUUAGUUUUAUUACAACAUUGAUAACUGUUAAUACUUAUGUUAGCUAAUUGCUGAACUUUGUCUUGCCAGUAUACAUCCAGUAUUUUCUUUUGUUUAAUUUUAUUUUCUUUUGUUAUUUAUAUUGAGCAAAUUAACGGCCGAAAUGUAUCUGUAACCUGGCUAUAAGUUACUUACCAAUGUUGUUAUUCGUCAAAAAGAUACCAAGAUACCAGAUAGAAGAUUGUAAUUUAUCGAGAUAUCACACAUAGGAUUGCAUAUGUGAUUCCAUGAUUAUUAUUAAUUUUGGACGUAAGAUUUUUUUUUUGUUUCGUUCGGUAUGUUAUCGAUACAGGCGAAAGUAUUUCAUUAAAAUUAAAUAAUUGUAGGUAUCCAUUUGGAAUGUCUUAGCUACGGCAUUGGUCUCAUAGUAUUUCAUAUUUAUUAUCUGUAUUAUGUGUUAUGUACAAGAUAAUUUAUCAUGCAUUUGCCAGUUAACGUUUAAUAAAAUUAUAGUGAUUGUCUAUGUCUUUAGUCGUAAACUAAAAUAAUAUUUAUCUAUGGCGGCAGUGAAAAAAAAUUGUUGUGUUAGUUUGUAUUGUAAAUUCAUUCAAAGAACUGUUGCUCUUGUAUAAAUUAGAUAAAUUAAUAUUCAUCUUAAUUAUAAAGUUUGAUACUAUGAUUAUAUAUCGUAAAUAACAUGAUUCAGUCAUUUUUAAUGCUCAGAGUAUUAUUUUAUUACUUUUUUUUUUACUUUAGCUUUAAAAAAAUUUCAUUAAUUAAAUAUAAUUUCCGUCGUUUAAUUCGUUUUAGGACCAAUUUUUAAGCCAUAUAAUUUUUAAUUGAGAAAUUAUUUUGACAGUUCUUGCACUUUGAAGCGGCCAAAUGUCAAAUUUAUUUAUCAGUUAAUAUUUUAUUUGGCGAUAUUAAAAAUUAACUCUAAAGUUUAUUAAAGUAAUCAAUAUGUAAACAAGUAAAUUUGUAAUUUGAAAAAUACUAUUUUAUACGUGGUUAUAAUGUAACUUUUAAACUUUCUAUAAAAUAAAAAGACAUGGCUGUUAAAUAAGACUUGUGGGAAAUGUUAAGGAUUUUAUUUUUAUAGCCGUUAAUUUAGUAGAAAUGGUCAACGCGUUUGCCUCAAUACAAGUUCGACACCAAAGAUCAAUAUAAAUCUAAGAUGUACAAGUUGUAAAUAACGCCGCGGUUAGACAGACCGACUCGACUUAAUAUUAUUAUAAAAAAAUACCGUGAAAAUAUUUUUAGUACAUAAUAUUAAGUCGGCGCAUAAGUUCUUUCGCUUAUUGGUACUUUUUUAUCAUCUCAUUAGCUUACUGUAAGAACUCAUUAAUUCGAAAAAAAUCAUCUAGUACCUUUUUUCAACACUGAACUAUUUUCAUAUAGUAUUCUCGUUAAUAACUCGUUUCUUUCUAGUAUUUCUAUUUAUUAUCGUCAAGACGACUUUUUAUGCUAACUAACAAACUCUCAUACAAACAUUUAGAGAGUUAUUUAUUAUAAUAUCACAGCACGGAAUAGAUAGGACUCAGUUCAUACUUUGUUGAUUUUAUUGCAAUUUAUAUGAGUUGUUGCAAUAAGCCGACUGUUUAUAAUAUAGUUAUUACUACAUAUUUUAAAGAGUUUAACCCUCUUGAAAAGCGAUCAGAUCACCCAAUAAAUAUCAUGAUCUUCUUUCAUUUAAAACGUUAGAACUAAAGCAAUGACUGACUUGUUUCGGUCUAUCUAAACUCGGCAGGCGAUUGUUGUAAUUGCACUGUGUUGAACAUUACAGAGUUGGUGGAUCUCGACAUUCCCAUUAUUUCGUGAGGAGUUUUCUUUUAGUUCCUAUAGUUUUGUUAUAUCGCGUCAUCUUAUGUUCUAGCGCAUUCUAUGAAAAUUAAUAUUGUCAUGAAACAAUAAUUUAUAGUAAAUUAGCAUUAGUGAUAAUAAUAUAUUCAUGAAUAUUAAAUUUCUGUAGAGUGCUGGUCACAUAUAAAUAUGUUUUCAAACAAUGAUAUUAUAUUGAAUAAAUUAUAUAGGAAAAUAA